Messenger RNA from Polistes canadensis, 2820 nucleotides. Its product is annotated as neprilysin-11-like. Gene Ontology annotation, biological process: protein processing. Lineage: Eukaryota; Metazoa; Arthropoda; Insecta; Hymenoptera; Vespidae. Gene Ontology annotation, cellular component: plasma membrane. The coding region runs from base 347 to 2641 and encodes 764 amino acids. The transcript has 16 exons. The record is from RefSeq and is a predicted model, not a curated record. Gene Ontology annotation, molecular function: metalloendopeptidase activity.
AUUUACGCAACUGCUGUAAACAUUUCAGUGAUUUCCUUGAAAAAUAGGAGAGUGGAAAAGAAGGAGAGGGGGAGGGGGUAAUAAGGAUACUGUUCAUUUAGAUGGGCUUUAAUAAGAGGAGGAUUAUUAUAGAUUGCAGCAGGAUGUUAAGAGAGGAGUGUAUAAUGCUGAGGUAAUUCCAUUCCGAUUCUAGAGCAAGGUGAGACCUUCAUUCGUAGACAUUCACGUGCCGAUGGUUGACACUAAACUAAUGUUCGAUUAGGUAAACCGAUUAGGUUUUGUUACGAUUGAUCCCUGUGGAAAAAAAUGAGUCUAUACAACUGAGAAGCCGCAAGGACGAAAUUCAAUGACUAAAUCAGAUCUAAAUUUAUGUGUCAAUGACCCCGAAAAUAAUGGAAGCAGAACGGCCGAUGACAGUAACAAACAUUCAGAACUUCCAUGGCAAUGCAAUCAUGGAGACGAAAAAUCAAGCAAAAAGGAAACGAGGCUCGUGAUAGUAGUUGUUUUAUUAACGAUAACUGUAAUUACUCUUGUUAUUACCUUAACUUUGCAAAUGAUCGUAUUUUAUAAGGAAGAAUACAAAGAAAUGUGUCAGAGCGAAGAAUGCAUAAAAACAGCUGCUAGAGUAUUAGGAUCAAUGAACAAAUCCAUAGACCCUUGCGAUGAUUUCUAUAAAUUUGCAUGCGAUGGUUGGGUAGCUAAACAUCCAAUACCCCAAAGCCAAGUAUCCUGGGAUCAAUUAAGUCUUCUUCGUGAAUAUCUUCUACAAGAUUUAAGAAUUUUGUUAGAAAUGCCUGACAAGGAUGACGAUCUAAGGCCCAUUAAAUUAGCUCGUGCUCUUUACAAAACUUGUAUGGACACCGCGAGCAUCGAGACCUUGGGAUUAGAACCGAUAUUCCAUGUAUUAAAACAAAUAGGAUUACCAACCGAUCCACCAUUACAAAUUAAAAUAUCUCCCCUCGAUUUGUCCCAAAUAGCUGGUGCGACUCGUAGAAUUUUAGGUUUAAAUCUGUUGGUCAAUUUUUAUAUUAGCGAGGAUAUUCGAGAUACGACGAAGAAUCGAAUGAUGACGGAACAAGUAUCUCCAGCUUUUAGUGAACGAUAUCUCCUGGAUCCUCAACGUUUUCAAUCUGAAUUAGGAGAAUAUAAAAAAUAUAUCAAAGCCAUGUUGGAAUUAGCUGGAGCUGGAAAUAGAAGCACAAGUUUUGCCAAUGAAAUUUUAGAAUUUAGUACGAAAAUUGCCAAGAUCAUGGAUACACCAGAACAAAGACGUAGCGUACAUCAUCUUUUUCAUGACGUUACAAUCGAUACAUUACAAGAGCUGACUGAUCUUCGUGUACAACAGUGGAACUGGACGAAAUAUCUGGAAAAUGUAUUUGAUAAUACAAACGUGACCAUAAACACAGGAAUUGAUAGAGUCAUAGUAAUGGAUCUACACUAUUUACAGAAAUUGCCCCAACUACUUGCAAUUACUCCACCCGCUACGAUAGCACGUUUUAUUUGGUGGAGCGUAUAUUCAGCGAUUACUCCACUCACAUUACAAAAGUUUCGUGACCUUGGAUUCCAAUUUUCUCAAAAAGUAUUUGGGCUUAAAGAAAAAACACCCAGGUGGAAAGGUUGUACAGGAAAUGUUAAUGCUAAUUUUGGAAUGGCUCUAAGUUACGUUUACGCUCAAAAACAUUUUAAUGAUCAGGAAAGGGAAAAAGCUUUGGAAAUGUUGAUGGAUAUUAGAACAGCAUUCGAUGCAAUGGUUAAAGAAUUAGAUUGGAUGGAUGCAGACACCAGAUUACGUGCUCACAAAAAAUUAUACGCGAUGAGACCGUUCGUUGGUUUUCCUAAAUGGAUUACAAAUCCAGAAAAAUUAAAUAAAUUUUAUGAAGGUGCCGAAGUAAUGGAAGGAAAAUUGUUUGAAACUUUUUUACAAUUAACGGACGUAGGUGUUAAGAAAAAUUUAAAUAGCUUACGAGAAAAACCUGACAAAGAUCGAUGGAUAUCAACUGGGACUACUGUUAAUGCAUUUUACAGUGCUAUUUUAAAUUCAGUCACAUUUCCAGCGGGCAUUUUGCAUCCACCAUUCUAUGGAAAUGGAAUAGAAUCGAUAAACUAUGGUGCAAUGGGUGCGAUUAUGGGUCAUGAACUUACUCAUGGUUUUGAUGAUCAAGGUCGCAGAUACGACGAAAACGGCAAUCUCAGGCAAUGGUGGAGCGACGAGACAUUGCAACAUUAUCAUGAGAAAGUUGAAUGUAUCAUCAAACAGUAUAGUAGUUAUCAUCUUCCUGAGCUGGGUAACAAUUUUACAGUAAAUGGCAUUACAACUCAGGGUGAAAAUAUUGCUGACAAUGGUGGAAUAAGAGAAGCUUAUAGAGCAUAUCAAAAAUUAAAAGCACGCAAUUCACAUCAGCAAGCUUUGCCUGGCCUUUCUGAAUAUACUCAUGACCAAUUGUUCUUCUUAGGAUUUGCACAAGUUUGGUGUGGAAAUUAUACGAAUGGAGCAUUAAAAUCUAAGCUAAUAGAAGGUGUUCAUGCACCAAAUCAUUACAGAGUAAUCGGAACGUUGUCAAAUAAUGCUGAAUUUGCUAAAGCAUGGAAAUGUUCUACGAACAGUCGUAUGAAUCCAAAACAUAAAUGUAUUUUGUGGUAAAUUGUUUUUUAUUUAACUCAAUUAGAAGAUAUAUUUGUAAGUUUGUAACAGAGUUUGAUGAAAGAGAAGCAUCGAAUUGUAUUUAUUUGCGGAAUUUAUUAUACUAGAUAUUUAUAUAGACUGAUAGGAGCUAGCAAAUAAUUUAUUAUUACUCUUAUAUAUAAUAAUCUGCGAAUCUG